Messenger RNA from Klebsormidium nitens, 3227 nucleotides. The record is from the annotation of a GenBank genome assembly. NCBI's taxonomy places the organism in Eukaryota, Viridiplantae, Streptophyta, Klebsormidiophyceae, Klebsormidiales, Klebsormidiaceae.
GUCUGGCGCCCAGUCUGCACCUCAUCAGCUGAGGAUUUGCAGAAGGGUGGGCGUUCACUGUCCAGAGCUUCGUAGCCUUAGUAAAGAACAUUUGGGGAGCGCAUUGAUUGUCCGUUAUUUCAGCUUUUGCAGCUGCUAAGCUCCUGUGAAGCUGCGUAAGCGAGCGCGGGGACUGUAGACUGCCUGCACCAAAGGGUGGAGAUUUUGAAGGAAACAGAUAGUGCUAUUGCUGGAAGAAAACUGGCAGGGGCGUCGCCGCGCAAGAGUGUAAUUGAGGCGUAGAAUGUGUAAAACCUGCCCAAGGGCCAAGUGACGCCUGGCAAACAAUCUUUGCUCCUGAGGUGCUUCAGAAAGAGUCAUGGCAUCUUCUCUCCUGCAAGGCUCUGCUGGUGCAGCUAGAUUGACACCGGCGCUUGGAUCGUCUCAGCGGGCACAGAGGACAGAGGACUGUGGGGUGUGCCAGUGCACUUAUGGGCCCCGCAAGGGACCUCAGCAGGCGGUGGACAGGUUCGCUCUGCAGAGCAAUGCCAGCAACUUCAUGGGCGCGAAUGUCACUGCAAAGCAGCAGGAGAAGGUGACCAGGACAAGGGGUUCCAAGGCUCAAACCCGAGCGACUGUGGUUCCUGUCGUAGAAGGUAUUGGGCCCGAGAAGCCUCCGACCCCGAUCCUCGACACCGUCAACUAUCCAAUCCACCUCAAGAACCUCACCGCUAAGCAACUGAAGCAGCUGGCAUCGGAGCUGCGCGCAGAGGUUAUUCACACAGUGUCCAAGACUGGCGGCCACCUGGGGAGCAGCCUGGGUGUUGUCGAGCUGACAGUUGCACUGCACCACGUGUUUGACUGCCCUGACGACAAGAUUCUGUGGGACGUCGGACAUCAGGCAUACCCCCACAAGAUCCUGACAGGGCGGCGAUCCCGGAUGCACACCAUCCGACAAACAGAUGGCCUUUCUGGGUUUACCAAGCGGGCGGAGAGCGAGUAUGAUUGCUUCGGGGCAGGACACUCGUCCACUACUAUUUCGGCGGGACUGGGCAUGGCGGUCGGACGGGACCUGAAGAAGAGAGACAAUCACGUCAUUGCUGUUAUCGGAGAUGGAGCAAUGACGGCGGGUCAAGCAUACGAGGCCAUGAACAACGCUGGGUACCUUGACACCAACAUGAUCGUCAUCCUGAACGACAACAAGCAGGUGUCCCUCCCCACCGCCAACCUGGACGGCCCCACACGCCCCGUGGGCGCGCUCUCGAGCGCGCUCGCGCGCCUUAACGCGAACCGCCCCCUCCGCGAGCUGCGCGAGGUCGCGAAGUCCAUGACCAAGAGCAUCGGUGGGCCCGUGCACGAAGUCGCGGCGAAGGUCGACGAGUACGCGCGCGGGAUGAUCAGUGGAAGCGGAAGUACCUUCUUCGAGGAGCUGGGGUUGUAUUACAUUGGGCCGGUGGAUGGGCACAGUAUCGAGGAUCUGGUGACGAUCCUGAGGGAGGUGAAGAGCACGAACUCGGCGGGUCCGGUGCUGAUCCACGCCGUUACGGAGAAGGGCAAAGGCUACGACUUUGCUGAGAAGGCGGCCGACAAGUACCACGGGGUGGUGCCGUUCGACGUUGUCUCCGGCAAGCAGAACAAGAAGAAGGGCAAGACGUCCUCCUACACGCAGUACUUCGCUGAUGCCCUGGUUGCCGAAGCGGAAGCAGACCCUGCCGUUGUGGCGAUCCACGCUGCGAUGGGAGGCGGUACCGGGUUGAACUACUUCCAGAAGCGCUUCCCCAAGCGUUGCUUUGACGUCGGGAUCGCGGAGCAGCACGCGGUCACAUUUGCCGCGGGGCUGGCUACCGAGGGCCUUAAGCCCUUCUGCGCCAUCUACUCGACGUUCCUGCAAAGGGGGUAUGAUCAGGUCUGCCACGACGUCUCGCUCCAGAAGUUGCCAGUCCGCUUUGCAAUGGACAGGGCAGGCCUCGUGGGGGCCGAUGGCCCGACGCACGCGGGCGCCUUUGACGUUACGUACAUGGCGACGCUGCCCCACAUGAUCGUCAUGGCCCCCUCUGAUGAAGCCGAACUUUUCCACAUGGUGGCCACUGCCGCCGCAAUUGACGACCAGCCCAGUUGCUUCCGGUACCCCCGUGGGAACGGCAUCGGCGUACCCCUCCCCGCCAACAACAAGGGCAUGGUACUACCCAUUGGGAAGGGGCGCAUCCUGCGCGAGGGGACCGAUGUUGCGUUCUUGGCGUACGGAACCAUCGCCCAAAACUGCCUGGCGGCCUCUGACCUGCUGUCCGAUAGUGGGGUAUCUGCGACCGUGGCAGACGCAAGGUUCUGCAAGCCGCUCGACCAAGAGCUGAUCCGGCGGCUGGCGCGCGAGCACCGUGUACUGAUCACCGUUGAGGAGGGCUCCAUCGGCGGCUUUGGGAGCCACGUCACCUUCUUCAUGCAAAUGGACGGACUGCUCGACUCGGGCAAACUGAAGAUUCGUCAAAUGAUUCUGCCCGACAUUUACAUCGACCACGGAUCCCCGGCCGCCCAGUUGGAACAAGCGGGACUGACGGCCGGCCAGAUUGCGGGGACCGCGUUGAGGUUGUUGGGCAAUGACCGGGAAGCUCUCGCUCUAGCCGGCAGGCAGAUGUCGAAGUAGGGCAGUUGUUCCGGCGGAAAGCUUCCCGUUUCAAGUUGCUGGAAGCGAAGUCUAAUGCUUUUGUGUUGGAAGUAGCAUAGAUACAUUAAGUGGCAGAAAGAGAGAGAAUUUGCAUGGGGAGCUCGUCUCCUGUUCGCCCAAAGCGGGGGGCUUUGACGGAGAUGAGGGACCGGAAUCUUGCGUUAAGGGCGCCGAGAGCCCUAUUAGAUCAGGUCGGAUUCUACCAGCAUGUGACAUCUAGAGCUGAACCAGGGUCAUACGUUAGAUACCACACAGCAGUCUUUAAAGAGGGCGUCGGAGGACCGGUCCUACCUCAAGCGACCAAAUAAUUGCCUCGCAACAUAGCCAUUUGGGUCGCCGAAGGCACUUUUUGAGAUGGAAUCUGAGCCAUCCGAUGAAAUUUCCCCUCGGACUCAGAUGCACGAGUGUACCUUGAAGUCUGACGCCCUCUUUGAAGGAGUCCUACUUUUCGACCCUCGGCCACGCGUUCGUGUAUGUCACCAGAGGUAGUUCUUUAAAUAAGUGCACCGUACAAGGCUCAUGUCUCGUCUGGACGCUCGUGAGGUCGGAUUUUAUAUUGGUGCGCAAUCUUCAGAUUUUACGUGCA